Clarias gariepinus (North African catfish) is the source of this 3642-nucleotide messenger RNA. RefSeq names its product EH-domain containing 3 (gene ehd3). Gene Ontology annotation, biological process: endosomal transport; endocytosis. NCBI's taxonomy places the organism in Eukaryota, Metazoa, Chordata, Actinopteri, Siluriformes, Clariidae. The record is from RefSeq and is a predicted model, not a curated record. The transcript is spliced from 7 exons. Bases 173 to 1780 code for a protein of 535 amino acids. Gene Ontology annotation, molecular function: protein binding; calcium ion binding; GTP binding. Gene Ontology annotation, cellular component: cytoplasm; plasma membrane.
CUCAUGGUGAUAUUUUGCAACCCGGAGCUUUAAUUCUGCAGCCCAGGGAGACCGAGGAACCGCUCGUUGUCCCCGCUCUGUCUCUUCAUGGGUUUCUAAGCUCCUGGGUGUUCAUCUUAAAGCGAGGUUUAAUCAGCAGACAGAGAGAGAGAGAGAGAGAGAGAGAGCAGUCAUGUUCAGCUGGCUGGGAACAGAUGACAGAAGAAAAAGGGAUCCUGAGGUCUUUCACACCGUCAGUGAGGGACUCAAGAAGCUGUACAAAACCAAACUGCUUCCUUUAGAGGAACACUACAAAUUCCACGAGUUCCACUCCCCUGCCCUGGAGGAUGCAGACUUCGACAACAAGCCCAUGGUGCUGCUGGUGGGACAGUACUCCACCGGCAAGACCAGCUUCAUACGAUACCUGCUGGAACAAGACUUCCCAGGCAUGCGGAUCGGUCCAGAACCCACCACUGACUCGUUUAUUGCCGUGAUGCAUGGGGACAUUGAAGGCCUGAUACCAGGAAAUGCUCUGGUUGUAGAUCCAAAGAAGCCUUUUCGUAAGCUCAAUGCUUUUGGCAAUGCGUUUCUUAACAGGUUUGUGUGUGCCCAGCUCCCCAACCCUGUUCUGGAGAGCAUCAGUGUGAUCGACACCCCAGGAAUCCUGUCUGGAGAGAAGCAAAGGAUUAGCAGAGGCUAUGACUUUGCUGCUGUACUCGAGUGGUUUGCUGAGCGUGUGGACCGCAUCAUCCUUCUAUUCGAUGCCCAUAAGCUUGACAUCUCAGACGAGUUCUCUGAGGUGAUAAAGGCCCUGAAGAACCAUGAGGAUAAGAUCCGUGUAGUACUUAACAAGGCAGACCAGAUAGAGACUCAACAGUUAAUGCGCGUCUACGGUGCCCUCAUGUGGUCACUGGGAAAGAUUGUCAACACACCCGAGGUGAUCCGUGUCUACAUCGGCUCAUUCUGGUCACACCCACUGCUCAUCCCUGACAACCGGAAACUGUUUGAGGCUGAGGAGCAGGACCUGUUCAAGGACAUUCAGUCACUACCACGCAAUGCUGCUCUACGCAAACUCAAUGAUCUCAUCAAGAGGGCUAGACUUGCUAAGGUCCAUGCAUACAUCAUUAGUUCCCUGAAGAAAGAAAUGCCCUCGGUCUUUGGGAAAGAUAACAAAAAGAAGGAACUGAUCAACAGUCUGGGAGAGAUCUACAGUCGGAUCGAGAGGGAGCAUCAGAUUUCUCCUGGAGACUUCCCCAAUCUAAAAAAAAUGCAGGAGCAGCUGCAAGCUCAUGACCUGAAUAAGUUUCAGCCACUAAAGCCAAAGCUGCUGGAUACAGUGGAUGACAUGCUGGCACACGACAUCGCCCAACUGAUGGUGCUGGUGCGACAAGAGGAAACGCAGCAUCCUGGCCAGGUGGUAAAGGGAGGUGCCUUCGACGGCACCAUGAACGGGCCCUUUGGCCAUGGGUAUGGCGAAGGUGCCGGCGAGGGUAUUGAUGAGCUUGAGUGGGUAGUUGCACGUGACAAGCCUACAUACGACGAGAUAUUUUACACACUCUCACCCGUCAAUGGUAAGGUGACUGGGGCCAAUGCCAAGAGAGAGAUGGUCAAGUCAAAGCUGCCUAACACCGUCCUGGGCAAGAUAUGGAAGCUGGCCGACAUUGACAAGGACGGCAUGCUGGACGAUGAAGAGUUUGCCCUGGCCAACCACCUCAUCAAGGUCAAACUGGAAGGGCAUGAGCUCCCCAGUGAGCUCCCAUCCCAUCUGGUACCUCCUUCCAAGAGAAAAGCACCCGAGUAACACACAGCAGGGUUUAGUUCAUAUUUAGGGAAAGUGGCUAUUAGAACUUGGACACUGCAUGAACAAUUAACAAUGAACACAAUCACAUAAAUGAAAUGCUAGUAACUGACUGCUCAGAAUUUACUGAGUUUGUUAGAAAGCUCUUUUCAACUGUGUAUUUUUAUUUAAAAAAAAUAAGACUUACACUCAGUCUCAGUGUAGCUAUAGAUAUUUGCGUCAAUCCAUUAAUUAAAUAGAAAUGUCUGUCUCAGAGCAAUCCUGUCUUAACAAACAAGAGUAACAUCAUCCUUAAUCUUAAUUACCCUUGUCACUCUAGUUAUUCCAAAUCUAACAACUAUUUAAAAAAUCUCUAUUUAUAAGUAUAUGUAUGUUUUGUGAAGGUGGCAUCAUAAUAAAUGCAAGCCCUUUCUAGCCUGACCAAGAGACUGUUAAUGAUAUAUCCGUGUUGUGUUUAAACAUUGACUGUUUGACUCUAGUGUAGAAUAUGGAUGGACCUGUAGUGAUAGCAGCCUGGUCGUUAGUGUACUGUACAUGUUAAUCCCUGUUCAUGUUUGUAUUUAAAAUACUGAUUCCUAUUUUACAAAUGUGUGCAGCACUAACAUUUUCAUUUGACUUCAUUUGUAACACUUCUAAGUGCUGGCACGUUGUGCAUUAAUAUCAGUAUUUAUGUUUUUUUUUUAUUACUCACUCCUUGAAUGAUCAACCAACAUAGUGCAGCAGUUCACAAAAAACUUCUAUGUAUUCUUGAAAGUUAUCAGUGUGUCAUAGUUUAUUGUGAUCAGCACCAAUUAGCCAUAACAUCAACUCCACUUUCCGAUGAACUGAAAAACAUUGAUUACAAACUAAAAUUUGUCUCACUCAAACUCAAACAGAGCUUAAACAGAAUGUUAACAAUAACAAAAGUAACUAAGAAAUAGCACCUGUGCUUUUUGCAUACUGAGCCAACUAAAGUACAUCAUUGUUGCAUGGAUUAGUUUAUUCUGUAUCAUUAUUAUUUUAUCUUAAACUACUUCUAGUAUCUUCAAGCUGUUUUAAGAGUCUCUGUGUAACAGCUAGAAUCAACACGUCAGGUUUAAUUAACUAAUUGUUGCCAGUAUAUCCCAAUUAGAAUUGAUACCUGUCUAAGUAGUGUGUAUACACAAAUCGUCAAAGCCGGACACCACACCACAGCACACUCCCCGAACCCGUGUGGUGUGUUUUAAUGUUUUUGGUUUUAUUGUUAUGGCUGAUUGGCAUGUAACUGUUGUACAGUAAGUGGAUCACAUGUUAAUCACUGAGCUUCUUAUGCUUAGACAAGUCAAACAAGUUUUUACAUUAAGGUGAACAUGAUGCUUUAUAGUGAUCACUACCACAGACCUAUAAUUAUAAGUAUCAUUAUAAUAAUUAUAGUAAUAAUUAUAAUUAAUUAAUUAAAAAAUAACAAGGGUCUUAAUGCUGAACAUAAAAUUCCCUAUUUCAAUCCUCUUGUUUGAUAUACUGGGUGUGUUAAUAAACUGCUGUGUACAUAAACAUUUGUCGUGAUCAAAUUAUGAAAGGAAAGCUAAUAGAAACACAGACAUGAAGGACUACUGGGCGGGUUUCUCAUCUUUACUAGAAAUAUCCUCAUGCUGCUUAGAGAUAACCCCUUCUUUUGUAAAACAUUAAUUAAUUGUUAAAGAGGUCUGUAGUCUUUGUUUAAGGGCAUUCCAACAGCUUGGUGCUAAAACAGAGAAACGUGUCUUCCAUAUUUAGUUAUGAUGAGUCCAGUCGUGCUGGACUAGAGUCUUAAAGACAAAAUGGUGCAGUACCAGUGUUUACCAUCUUUAGUGUUUCAAAUCUGCAAUUACAAGAAGAGGGAAAGCAGCAAUGGGUAAUGGUAAAUA